AUGCGCGAGAUUAUAUCCCUCUCUGCCGGCCAAUGUGGCAACCAAGUCGGCGCCGCCUUCUGGGAGACCAUCUCCCGCGAGCAUGGCCUCGACACCCAAGGCGCCUACCACGGCGAUGCCGAGGUCCAACGCGCCCGCAUGGGCGUCUACUUCAACGAGGGAGCUCGUGAGCGAUACGUCCCGCGUGCUGUGCUCGUCGAUCUGGAGCCUGGCGCCGUUGACGCUGUUCGCAGUGGUCCUUACGGCGGCCUGUUUCGCCCGGACAACAUUGUGACUGGGCAGUCGGGCGCCGGCAACAACUGGGCCAAGGGCCAUUACACCGAGGGUGCUGAGCUCGUCGACGACGUGCUCGAUGUUGUUCGUCGCGAGGCCGAAGGCUGUGAUUGCCUGCAGGGCUUCCAGAUUACCCACUCUGUCGGCGGUGGCACCGGCGCAGGCAUGGGAACACUUCUUCUUGCCAAGGUGCGCGAGGAGUUCCCAGACCGCAUCAUGGCCACCUACUCUGUGAUCCCGUCCCCCAAGGUCUCCGACACCGUUGUGGAGCCGUACAACGCCACGCUGUCAAUCCAUCAGCUUGUUGAGAAUGCAGAUGAGACCUUCUGUAUCGACAACGAGGCGCUUUACGAUAUCUGCAACCGCUCCUUGAAGCUUGCACACCCAUCGUACGGUGAUCUCAACCACCUGGUUUCGACCGUCAUGUCAGGUAUCUCGACCUCGCUCCGCUUCCCCGGUCAGCUCAACUCGGACCUGAGAAAGCUGGCCGUUAACAUGGUGCCGUUCCCGCGACUGCACUUCUUCAUGGUGGGCUCGGCGCCCUUGACGAGCACUACGCCCGGCGCGAAAGCCUUCCGCAACAUGAACACUCAGGCCCUUACGCAGGAGAUGUUCGAUCCGAGAAACAUGAUGGCGGCGUGUGACUUCCGUAAUGGCCGCUUCUUGACCUGCUCUGCGAUCUUCCGCGGCAAGGUUUCCGGAAAGGAAGUUGAGGACCAGAUCCGCACGCUCCAGGACCGCAACUCAUCGUACUUUGUUGACUGGAUCCCCAACAACAUCCAGACCACCCUCUGCGAGGUGCCGCCCAAGGGACUGGCACUGGGCGGAACGUUCGUGGGCAACUCGACCUCGCUGCAGGAGAUCCUGAAGCGCGUUGGCGAUCAGUUCUCGGCCAUGUUCCGGCGCCGUGCUUUCUUGCAUUGGUACACGAACGAGGGCAUGGACGAGAUGGAAUUCACUGAGGCCGAGUCCAACUUGAACGAUCUGAUCAGCGAGUAUCAGCAGUACCAGGACGCCUCCAUCGACGACGAUGUCGAGGAGGAGUACCCGGAGGAGAUGGAUGACGGAGGCGCUGAAGAGGCCGAGUGA
Anthostomella pinea is the source of this 1362-nucleotide messenger RNA. The record is from the annotation of a GenBank genome assembly. NCBI's taxonomy places the organism in Eukaryota, Fungi, Ascomycota, Sordariomycetes, Xylariales, Xylariaceae.